AUGCCUGCCAAGCAAGAGGGCAUGAUCUUCAAGGCCACCUACAGCGGUGUGCCUGUGUACGAAUGUCUGAUCAAAGGCGUGAGUACUGGCUGGCUCUCUACUGCACGACGAUCGAAUGCAUGUGCUAACACUGCGACGACUGCUUAGGUUGCUGUGAUGCGACGCAGAUCCGACUCGUGGAUGAACGCUACACAUAUCCUCAAGGUUGUGGGCCUGGACAAGCCACAACGUACGCGCGUCCUGGAACGAGAUGUGCAAAAGAACACGCAUGAGAAGGUGCAGGGUGGAUACGGCAAAUAUCAAGGUGCGUGCGAGCGGUCUUGAGAGGGCAGCGCUCGUGCUACAUGUCGAGCAAGCUGACGACUUGAUGCUGGACACUAGGUACCUGGAUCCCCUUGGAGCUAGCUGUCCAGCUGGCAGACGAGUACAAGGUCGCUCAUCUUCUUGACCCGAUUACCGGCUAUCAGCCCACCGCCGAGUCGCCUCCACCAGCACCAAAGCAUGUCAUUGCACCAUCCAGUCGUUCCAAAAAGGCUUUGGGCGAGGCUCGCGCUGGUGCUCGGCGCGCCACGAGCCUAGAGUCGGACAGCGAGAUACUGAGCGGAGGUCGUGCGCAGGGCACGGAGGGCACAAUGAGCCCCAGCCCAUCUCAAAUCAGCAGCUCUAGUCGCACACCCAGCCCCAUCGCUGGUCAAUCGGCAGUGCCGACCUACUACACCUCGCAGGGCGCUGGUGCAGUCCGCAAUGAAGGUGCUGGAGGUGCAGCAGCUGCAGCUGCUCAUAGCAUGGGCAUCGAUCCAUAUGUACGGGAGCCCAGUCCUCAGUCUCGAUAUGCCGAGAUAAUCCUGGACUAUUUCAUCUCGGAGACGACGACUAUUCCACCCUUGCUCGUCUCUCCGCCCGCCGACUUUGAUGCGAACAUGUCCAUCGAUGACGACGAGCACACUGCGCUCCACUGGGCUUGCGCCAUGGGACGGAUUCGUGUAGUCAAGCUGCUUCUUUCUGCAGGAGCCGACGUGUUCAGGGUGAACGGCUCGGGUCAAACUGCCCUUAUGCGAGCGGCCAUGUUCAGCAACAACUACGACUUGAGAAAGUUCCCAGAACUGUUCGAGCUGCUGCACAGGUCCAUUCUCAACAUCGAUCGCAACGAUAGGACCGUCUUCCACCAUGUCGUCGACUUGGCGCUUUCCCGCGGCAAGCCUCACGCUGCUCGGUACUACAUGGAGACGAUGGUCAAUCGUCUUGCAGAGUAUGGCAGCCAGCUGGCAGAUAUUCUAAACUUUCAAGACGACGAAGGAGAGACACCUCUGACCAUGGCAGCAAGAGCGCGUUCCAAGCGUAUCGUCCGAUUGCUUCUUGAACACGGCUCGGACCCAAAAAUCCGAAACAAGGACGGUAAGAGCGCUGAAGAUUACAUCGUCGAAGAUGAGCGCUUCCGAGCCAGCCCGCCCCGCGGAGCAGGCUAUGGAGGGCUGCUGGGUGAGGGUACUGCAACGAAUGCAGCUCUGCACACCAGCGAAGCCGGUCAACGGGCUGGUGGUAGAGCAACACAGCUGAUGCAAUCUCUUCUGGGCAACCUGGCGGAUAGUUACGAUUCGGAGCUCAACAGCGUGGAGAAGAAGCUGGCUCAAGCUCACGCUCUGCUGGCCCAGAUCCAGGCCGAAAUUGCAGAGUCGGCCAGGCAAGAAGCUGCAAAGCAGGCAGUGGGCGGACCGGGUGGGGACGCCACGUCGGAAGCAACCGCAGAUGGUGUCAAGGGUCUUGCUAAUGCUGAACUGGCUCUGACUCGCGGAGUGGAGAAGCGCAGCCGAGAGCAGAUGGUCAGAGAAUGGGCAGAAGUGGAAGACAGCGUGAAGCGUGUGCGAACGGAGAGGAAUUUACCCGAUGGAGCCUUGCUUUCAACCUCGAAUGGCGAAGCCAGCUCGGCGACUGUCGAGAGUCUGCUCGCUCCUGCGCCAGGAGGCGAUACAUCAGCAGCCAUCGCCUCGCUGCGCCAAAAAGUGACAGACUUGAAGACGAAGCGAUCUGAAGUGGUGAAGAAGUUUGUGGAGCAUGCGAGGGAGCAAGGAGCUGGGAAACAGGCUUUGGCGUACAGGAGGCUCAUCGCUGCGGGCUUCGAGGGAAACAUUGGGGCGGAAGAGGUGGAUCACGUGGUCAGUGCUCUGGUCGAGCUGCUCGAAGACAACAACAAGGCUGGGUCGAGUGGCGUGGGUGGAGAGGGUGCCUUGGCGCCCGAUGCGAAUGCUAAAACGAGCGGCGCGAACGGUAGCGCCAACGCCAAUGGCAAUGGAGAUCAGGGAGCUGCUGCGCUACUCAAGAGUGUCCGCGCAGGAUGA
This is a messenger RNA of Ceraceosorus bombacis, 2336 nucleotides long. The record is from the annotation of a GenBank genome assembly. NCBI's taxonomy places the organism in Eukaryota, Fungi, Basidiomycota, Exobasidiomycetes, Ceraceosorales, Ceraceosoraceae.